This is a messenger RNA of Paramecium tetraurelia, 372 nucleotides long. RefSeq lists its product as uncharacterized. The record is from RefSeq and is a predicted model, not a curated record. NCBI's taxonomy places the organism in Eukaryota, Ciliophora, Oligohymenophorea, Peniculida, Parameciidae. The transcript is spliced from 3 exons.
AUGAUUUUAUUUAAAAGUGUAGAGAAUUCUUGGUAUAUGAAAAAAAGAGAGAUGAGGAAGUCAAAGGCUUGCAAUCAUUAAUUAUUGGAUGAAAAAAUUGAUUUAAAUAUAUCAAAAAGGUACUAAAUAUAAUUAUCAUAAUAAAUCUAAUAACUUAUUGAUGAAUUAGAUUAUAAUUCUAAUUCCUUUAAUUAGGUCAUAGAAAAAAAUAGAAACCUAAGCAAAUUAGGCUUUGAAAGAAAAGUAGAUGAGAGAAUGAAAUAUCAGAUUGAAAAAACAUUAUUUAACCUUAAGUUAUAGGUAGCAGAUCAAAAUAUCAAAUACUUACAAUAAUAAAAUGAACAAUACAAAAUAAUUGAUUGGUAGUUUUGA